Molecule: messenger RNA, 1187 nt
Organism: Rhinichthys klamathensis goyatoka
Lineage: Eukaryota; Metazoa; Chordata; Actinopteri; Cypriniformes; Leuciscidae
Gene: atpaf1
Product: ATP synthase mitochondrial F1 complex assembly factor 1
Exons: 9
Coding region: 13-921 (302 amino acids)
Biological process (GO): mitochondrial proton-transporting ATP synthase complex assembly
Cellular component (GO): mitochondrion
Source: RefSeq, a predicted model, not a curated record
GGACACUCAUAGAUGUUGGACGGGGAAAAGAUGGCGGCGGCCAUGGUACAAAUGUCAUGUUUGUACCGUGGGAUGUUGGCGGUCAGGGCCACUGGCAUCCGACCGCUGAUUCCAGGACUUGUACCAUCUCACUUCAGGGCGUUUUCCAUAAAGAAAGAACCGGAGUUAGAGGAAAAUCCGUAUUAUAAUAAAUAUGAAGAGAAGAUCAGGAAACUGCGCAGUUCAAAACCUCAAGAAUAUAAAGCCCGAUUAGAGAAGCGCAGUGAGAAGAAGACGGAGCCGCUCGGACAGUCCAGACAAGCAGAGUUCGUGAAGUACAUGGAGAAAGAGUUGGACAAACGUGGGAAAGCAGGAACUGGGGGCUUCACCAAAGAUAUGACAUUAGGAUCUCUUCUUAACCUUGAUAUGGUUCAGGAGAAAUCUGGAUCUGAAAUUGCAGAGCUUUGGAUGCAGCACUUCUCGAAGAAAGACACAAUUAGUGCCGUCAUACCAGGCUCAACAUUUGAUAUUAUUUUUGGCCGUGCCAAAUCUUGCCCAACGUUUCUGUAUGCUCUACCCCAGAAGGAGGGCUAUGAGUUUUUUGUCGGCCAGUGGGCUGGUCAUGAGAUGCACUUCACAUCUUUAAUCAAUGUUCAGACUAUGGGAGAAAAUGCUCCCAGCCAGCUUAUUUUAUACCACUAUACAGACCUGCAGAAGGACAAAGGCAUCGUGCUGAUGACCGCUGAGAUGGAUAUCAAAUUUGUGACUGUCCACCAGGCACAGUGCUUGGCCAAUCAGGUGCAGCUGUUUUACGGAUCGCAACGGCUUGAGACUUUCCGAUUGGUCGAGAACUUCAACCACCAACCAGAAGAGUUUAAACACAUGUCUGUGAUAGCAGAACUAGAACAGAGUGGUAUUGAACCAGCAGUCACUACAAACUAAUCCUAAGGCAUUAAAUAUGGUGUUGCCUAAUGUGGACUGUCGCCAUGGGAAAGAAACGCUCUGUAACUAUGUAUGGAGUCCUGUGAGAGUCUCUGCAGCCAGAUAAGAAGAUUAUAUGUGUUGCCUUUCAGCAUUUGUGAGAUAAACAGACAUGUCAACAGACAAAAUACUGACACAAAAUACUGUACUCUUGUGGUUUUAUGAUUAUUUUGUGCUUGAAAUACAAAAAGGAAGCUUAUUAUUAGGAUGCCAUAUGUCUCCCACAA